Sinocyclocheilus anshuiensis is the source of this 4413-nucleotide messenger RNA. Its product is annotated as protein Smaug homolog 2. Gene Ontology annotation, cellular component: P-body. The transcript has 13 exons. The record is from RefSeq and is a predicted model, not a curated record. NCBI's taxonomy places the organism in Eukaryota, Metazoa, Chordata, Actinopteri, Cypriniformes, Cyprinidae. Gene Ontology annotation, biological process: negative regulation of translation; regulation of mRNA stability; nuclear-transcribed mRNA poly(A) tail shortening. The coding region runs from base 568 to 2523 and encodes 651 amino acids. Gene Ontology annotation, molecular function: mRNA binding; translation repressor activity; protein binding.
UGUGUUGCGGUUCAGUCAGGUUGCUGUUAGCAUUAGCUUUAGCAUCAGGCCUGUUAGCCGCGCUUCAGUGUUCCGCGUUUAUUUCAUUUCUGCACUAAUUAAGGAUUAAUAAACAUUAAAUCGAACCCUCUGUAGCUCGUUCAGUCAUUAACAUCACUAUCUGUGUGUGUGUGUUUGACCCGAUCUGGCUUUAACAGCUGUGUGUGUGUGUGUGUGUGUGUGAGUGAAAGCUAGCAGCGGCUAUCGAUACACCGCCGUCUCAUUCCACAUUUACAUUUCAUGGAUUUAAGCCUCGAGUUCUGUGAUUCUAAGCUCAUCUGAUCUUCUGACAGAAUCUGUGCGCGUGAAGAUGCUCUAGUCACGUCUGUGUUUGCAUCUGCCUGUGACCUUUGACCCUUGAACCCAAACACUGACCCGUGCCCGGCUGGCGUCCACCGCGCUCCAGAACCAUGUGAGGGCUUGUCAGUGCCUCUCUGAGUGGACUGGAGCACCGCCUGUAACCCCGCCCCAGUUUAUACAAGCCCCGCCCUCCCUCUAGCCCUGCCCCCGACCCUGAAGAAGCUGGCCAUGAUGUUCCGGGACCAAGUGGGGAUUCUGACGGACUGGUUUAAGGGCUGGAACGAGUGUGAGCAGACGGUGGCGCUGCUGUCGCUGCUGAAGCGUGUCUCUCGGACACAGGCCCGGUUCCUGCACAUCUGUCUGGACCACUGGCUGGCCGACUGCACCGAGAUACACAUACUGGAGGCGGAAGCCAACAAUGCAGCCAUCGUCAGUCAGUGGCAGCAGGAGCCGAAGGAGAAGGCCGUGUCGCUCCUGCUCUCCCAUCUGCCCCUGCUGCAGCCACGCAACAGCGAAGCCAAGUGUGAAUACAUGAAGCUGCUGCAGAAGGUCCUGAGCCACACCAUCGAGAGCAGCCUGUUCGUGGAGGAGAGCCGCCAGCUGCUGUCCUACGCACUCAUCCAUCCCGCCACCACCCUUGACGACCGCAACUCUCUGGCCCUGUGGCUCAGUCACCUGGAGGAGCACCUGUCCUCGCGCCCGGCUCCGUACCAUCACGCCCGGCAGGGCUCCGACGAGUGGCCCUGCUCCGCCGAGGCCCUGGAGCCGGCGUACGGACAGAACGGACACAUGGCGUUCCCUGGAUCGGGCGGAGUGACCUCACCUGUCAACAGCAGCACAGGACUGACUGGUCAGGUGCAGCCGAGCCCACUGAAGCCCUCCAUGUCACUCACCCCUGCCAAUCAACCGGCCUGCAGCUCUGAUUGGCUGAGCCAGGAGGAGGGGGGCGUGUCCGGAGCAGAACACGCCCCUCUGUCGCCGCAGAGCAGCGUUGCGUCUUCAGGCAGCGAGCAGACGGAGGAGCAGAGCAACACACGCAACACUUUCCAGGAGGACGGCAGCGGGAUGAGAGAUGUGCCGGCCUGGCUGAAGAGUCUCCGUCUACAUAAAUACGCAUCGCUCUUUUCUCAGAUGACAUAUGAAGAAAUGAUGAUUCUCACAGAGCAGCACCUGGAGUCACAGAACGUGACGAAAGGAGCUCGACAUAAGAUCGCUCUGAGCAUACAGAAGCUCCGAGAACGACAGAGCGUCCUCAAAUCUCUUGAAAAGGAUAUUCUGGAAGGCGGGAACGUUCGGAAUGCUUUACAAGAGCUUCAGCAGAUCAUCAUCACGCCAAUCAAAGUCUAUGCCCCGCCCACUGCUGCCCAGAAGGAGGCGGAGCCUGGAGUCACACCUGUCGAGAAAGCAGCCAAUCCCGGUGAAGAGAAGGAGAGCGAGGGCUUCCAGACCCACAAUCCUCCAGCGUGUGACGGAGAAUCACCGUCUGCACCCAUCGGUGACGGAGACAUCGCAGGACGGUUCACGCGUGUGAGGGGGAAAGUUUGUACGCAGCUGCUGGUGUCCAGACCGGACGAGGAGAACAUCAGCUGUUACCUGCAGCUCAUAGAGAAAUGUCUGACACACGAGGCGUUUACAGAGACGCAGAAGAAGCGGCUGUUGUCAUGGAAACAGCAGGUGCUGAAGUUGCUCCGCCUCUUCCCGCGGAAGACCGUGAUGGACAGCGGUGUUUACCGGAGAGGCUGGCAGCAGUACGGAUCCAACUCUCUGCCCACAGCUGGAUCUGUGAGCGCAGGUUUGGGCCGCCGGGGCCAGAGGCCCUUCCAGAUGCCCCCGCGAGGAGCUCCUCCAGCCGGACGCAUGGGGCUGAUGAGCAGCGGUCUGACCGGGGCAUCGCCGCGACACACGCUCGCUAACCCAACCGCCGUCAGCGCACAGGGCCGACAGAAUCUGUGGUUUGGGAAUCUUGGAGGCAGUAACAGCAUGCCGAGCCAGAGCAGAAGUUCGGUGCAGAGAACUCAUUCACUUCCUGUUCACACGUCUCCUCAGACCAUGCUCCUGUUCCAGCAACAAGAAUGCCAAGUUCCGGGGACGGAUCUGGAGAUCAACCCCACGCUGGAGUCUCUGUGCCUCAGCAUGACAGAGCACGCCUUAGGAGAUGGAAUGGACAGAACGUCGACUAUAUGAGACUCAAGCCGGUGGAAGAACUGAAUGAAGACUGCGCUUCUCGCUCCAGUAGCCCAGCACACACACACAAACAACACGAGUCACUACAGACCACACACAACUAACUGUGUAUACGUUCUCUAAUAUUUUUCUACUUUAUUGUACUUAACUAAGUUUAUUAUAAAGGAAAUACAGAAACUAUUAUAUUGCGUAAGGGAGAGCAGGACGAGCGUCAUUAGCUGGAGGAACGAUGGUGCUUCUGGUCUGAGCGAGACCUUCUGCUGAGCCGCGGUCAGUAGCCGUUUACAUCCACUUCCUGUGCCCAUCUGCCUGCAUGAACUCUCACUCCCACGACGGACUUCCUCCUGUGCUUUUCUGUUUAGACGGCAGGUUUAAAGAGUCGCGCCGGAGAGUUUACGCUGUGUUUAUCUGUUAUGAUGCGUUCUUAUUUCUGUCCAGGUACAAGAGGUUUCUUAGCACUUAUCCGUGAGAUGUUUACCAGUCGUCACUACAGCCGUGAGCGUGUCCUGAGUUUGUAAAUACGCAGGUAUAGGCAAAUCAGAAUAUGACCCGAGAGACUUUAUCCAAAUGAUUUUUAUACGCAGAUCUAUGAAGUAAAGACGCGAGAUCGAGCUGUGCUCGUCUGUUGCUCCGCCCCUCCGUGACUGACAGGGACGUCAGCCAAUGACAGACUCCGCCUCCUACCGACUGAUGCAAAAACCCACCAAUCAGAUUCCAUUUCAUCAUCGUCGUCGUCAGCUUUGAUUUCCUCCUGUCUUCACAGAAUCGCAGCGGUGCUUCUAAACGCCAGGUUUCUGUGGAUUCAUUUGUGGUGUGUUUUCUCUUUGAAUGGUAGAGUCUGUGAAAACCCCAUUCAGCCUUACGGAGCAUCAGAGCGCUGUGUGUGUGUUUUAUACGUCUCUCCGACGCUGCUCUAUGUCUAGUAAAACUGUAUUGACUGAAAAACAGGCUUGUUUGCUUUAUUUGUGUAAUGAUUCAGUCUGUUGCGUCACUGCCAUCUGUUUGUAGAGCUGAAACCGCUCGAGAACACGUCCUGCUCGCAUUACUCUAAAAUCACAAAAAUAAAUACUUUUCAUAAAGAAAAGGAAGCCCGUUUUCUGUAGAAACUUGUUUCUGCCAUGGCAUAAAAAAAUUAAAAGGUAAUUGCAACUUUUUAUCUCACAAUUCUGACUUUUCUCCAGUUUAUAUCUGAGAACAAAAAUCAGAAUUGCGAUAUAUAAACUCCUAAUUGCUUGCAAGUCUAAAUAUAAACUGUGAGCCAGACGGAUCUUCUGCGUUUGGUUCGGCCGAUUCCUGUCGAGAUGGGAGCGUGUCUGUGGACGUUCAUCCGUCUCAGUCGCUCAGGAUCUCAUCACACUAUGCAACCGCUUCGGUGUUUGUCCUCCAUCCCCUUCAUUCAGAGCGCAGCACAGUCUCGUGUGCUUACCAUCAGUGAGCGAGCGACCAGAGUCAGCAGCUGGAGUCUGGUGUUUUAUCUGUGUGUGGAACAGCCUGGCGCUGCUUCACACUGCAGCUCUCUGUCUUAAUCGAUUGCUUCAUUAACGUGGGUCAUAACAGGGUCAGGAACCCUUGGAGGAAACUGAACUUCCUCUGCAUCCAUGUGGGGAAGAGAAGCUUUACUGGAGGGAAUCAUUCCAAAGAUGUGAGCUCUCUGUCCUUCUGUCUUUCUCCCGGUGAGACCUCCGACUGUGAACCUCGGUACAGAUGAAAGGUGCUUGGCAUGAGAUAUUAUUAUUAUUAUUGUUAUUAUUAAUAUUAUUAUUACUGACAUCUGGAGUGAUGGGACUUGUGUGUGUUGCUCUGUUUGGUUGAAUUCUUCUAAUAUCUUUGUCAUGCUUCUUACCUGAAUGGACAUCUGAAUGGUAAUAAAUUGUUCAUGUUUUGCAUUUA